Messenger RNA from Gopherus evgoodei (Goodes thornscrub tortoise), 517 nucleotides. RefSeq names its product zinc finger protein 707-like. The record is from RefSeq and is a predicted model, not a curated record. The transcript is spliced from 7 exons. Gene Ontology annotation, biological process: regulation of DNA-templated transcription. Lineage: Eukaryota; Metazoa; Chordata; Testudines; Testudinidae. The coding region runs from base 185 to 517 and encodes 110 amino acids.
AGUGACUCGCAGCCCCUUGGAGGAAGGGUUUACAGUCUGGUUCAAUGACUCUCAGCGGCCCCUCCCGUAUGGAUUGUUUCAGCCCCCCUGCCUGGAACUAGGAGCCGGGGAUAAGAACAAGAUCCGCUCAUUUCGCUCCAGAUCCACUCCAGAUCACCCGUCUUCCAGGGGACAGGGAAGGGAAAUGGCUGAGAUGGAGAUAGCUCAGAUGCCGGUGACCUUCGAGGAGGUGGCUGUGUAUUUCACCCAGGGGCAGGGGGCUCUGCUGGACCCCGCUCAGAGAGCCCUCUACAGGGAUGUCAUGCAGGAGAACUACGAGACGGUGACCUCGCUGGGAUUCCCCCUUCCCAAACCUGACCUAAUCAGCCGGCUGGAACGAGGGGAAGAGCCGUGGGUGCCUGAUCUACAGGCCUGCGAGAAAAGAGAGAUCUCAAGAGGUUCCCGCACAGGGACAAUGACUCCUGUCUGGCUUGUCUCUCUCCCAGCAGGCUAUUCACACUGGAGAGAGAUCCCAUAA